Messenger RNA from Brettanomyces bruxellensis, 327 nucleotides. RefSeq lists its product as uncharacterized. The transcript has a single exon. The record is from RefSeq and is a predicted model, not a curated record. Bases 1 to 327 code for a protein of 108 amino acids. Lineage: Eukaryota; Fungi; Ascomycota; Pichiomycetes; Pichiales; Pichiaceae.
AUGAUGACUACUCAAAUCAAAACUAUACCUACCGCUGAAAGAUGCGAAGAACUAAUCAGGAUGCUUGAAUUUGAAGAUGAUAAUCUAAACAAAAUAUUUUCAAAAGAUAGAGUUGGUGAGAACAAAAAGAAUUCAUUAUUCUUUAUUCCAGAAUUUAAAAUAUGGUUUUGUGAUAUGAUUAGAAGUCAUAAAGGUUGUACUACGAAGCAAGUUGAUGCUGUUAAGGAAUUAUUAGAAAUGAGAAAUAUGGCUCAUGUUCCAAGCUGUCCAAUAUCAAGUUCAUUAGAAAAAGCUGCAACUAUAUUUUUGAUGAGAAAAUUAUGCUAA